This is a messenger RNA of Pelobates cultripes (western spadefoot toad), 32592 nucleotides long. NCBI's taxonomy places the organism in Eukaryota, Metazoa, Chordata, Amphibia, Anura, Pelobatidae. The record is from the annotation of a GenBank genome assembly.
CCAUAAUGUAUCAUGGCUGAAGAGGUUUCUAAUGCAAUACAGGCUUACCUCACACAGGAAGCGACUGCUACCAGGGACAACCAAACAGUGUCACCCUUCAGGUUAGUAACCAUCAACAGGAGCAGGGGAGAGGUACAGUCUGUACAUCUGCUGUCUGUCGGUAUAAUAAAUACAUGUAUUCCAUUGCUAAAGCUGUCAGAAUGUGAUGAGGUAACAUAAAUUGCAGCUGUAUCACACACAAGCACUAACAAUCCUUAUUACAGUCUCAGUGCAGUGGCCUAUACAUACUGCAGAUAAAUGACACAUACUGAGAAUCUGUGUCUGAAUAUUGAUUAUGAUUGUGGUAAAUGGCUGUGUUUUCGGUCUGUCUCCUGCUUUGAAUUUUACAGGCUGCUUGUGAUUUGUUGGGUGUAUAAUAAGAGCAUUAGUCUCAUGUAUAUAUUAUAUUAUAUAUAAGGAUUAAUGUGCAUUUUGUUGUAUUCACUAAACAAUGAGCUGGGGUUAGUUGUCAACUUUAUGCAAAUGUGAGACCCGGAUUGGAAAUUUAAUUGAUGUAAUCUCACCACAAAUCACUGUUUUUGCAAACAUGCUUCUUAAGCAUCUUUGAGCACUUUAUGUUUGUGAUGAAACUGUAGUUCUGUAGCAGCUUAGUGAAAUAUUAUUAUUAUUAUUAAUAUAUUAGGUGGCCUAGUUAUUCCUUAAUUCACAUCUUUUAUUAUUCUUUUUCCUAUUCCAUUUUAGUUUUUUUGUUUCACAAAUUUGUCACUUCUAUUUAAAUAAAGAGGUGCAUAAUUCUUUCACAAUUUUUAUUACAACUGAUAGUGGCAGGUUUUCUUUGACAGAUAAGUAGCUUUCACAAUCUUCCUUUUUCUUUAACAAAUUAAAUAAAGAAAACAUAAAAUUGUCAAUGAAUAUAUUUAGAAAGAGGAAUAGUGGUGGAAGUACGAAUUAUUCAGGCACAUUACAGAAAAGGGGGGGAGGGGGGAAUCACCAGUGUACAAAGGGUGGAGAUUUUAUUUUAUUUUAAUUUUUAUACAUAUGAAUAUGGUGCAUGCACACCAAACUGGUGCAAAACUUGACAGCAAAUGCAAAAAAAAAAAAAUGUGUAUAUGACCCCAAUUUACCCUAAUGUAAUAAACUAAUAUAAUAAGAUACUUUGUUGCAAAUACUCGUUUAUUCAUUAAGCAGUAAACUGAAAACCAAAUUGUAAAAGUUUGACUAAAACAUCCACGCUGUGUAUUUAAAGGAACACUAUAGUCACCUAAAUUACUUUAGCUAAAUAAAGCAGUUUUAGUGUAUAGAUCAUUCCCCUUCAAUUUCACUGCUCAAUUCACUGUCUUUUAGGAGUUAAAUCACUUUGUUUCUGUUUAUGCAGCCCUAGCCACACCUCCCCUGGCUAUGAUUGACAGAGCCUGCAUGAAAAAAAAAACUGGUUUCACUUUCAAACAGAUGUAAUUUAUCUUAAAUAAUUGUAGCUCAAUCUCUAAAUUGAACUUUAAUCACAUACAGGAGGCUCUUGCAGGGUCUAGCAAGUUAUUAAGAUAGCAGGGGAUAAGAAAAUCUGAAUUAAACAGAACUUGCAAUAAAGAAAGCCUAAAUAGGGCUCUCUUUGCAGGAAGUGUUUAUGGAAGGCUGUGCAAGUCACAUGCAGGGAGGUGUGACUAGGGUUCAUAAACAAAGGGAUUUAACUCCUAAAUGGCAGAGGAUUGAGCAGUGAGGCUGCAGGGGCAUGUUCUAUACACCAACACUGCUUCAUUAAGCUAAAGUUGUUCAGGUGACUAUAGUGUCCCUUUAAGCUAAGUUGUAGAUUUGUACACAUCAGCUAUUGUUGCUUACAUUUUGCAAAGUCCUUUUUUUUUUUUCUAUUGCAAUUUGCAAAGUGCACAGCCACAGGGUACCCCAGAUAGCGCUCUGACUCAUCAUCGAUUGGCAGGUAAUCAUUCACUGCAGGCAAAAUAAACACAUCAUAUUGUUUGUUAAAUUUACGGUGGUGCCAUAUUAAAGGGAUCCUAUAGUGCCAGGAAAACAAACCCGUUUUCCUGGCACUAUGGGCUCCCCUUCACCCACUUACCUGAAUCCAGUACCAAUGUCCCUUGAAGCUGGGUCAGGUUCCACUCACACGCCUCUCCUGCCGACGUCAGCUGGUGGGGGAGACCUAAUGCGCAUGCACGGCAAUGGCCGCACGCGCAUUACAUCUCCCCACAGGAAAGCAUUAUUCAAUGCUUUACUAUGGGGAAAAUCUGACGCUGGAGGUCCGUGAGGACGUCCAGUGUCAGAUAACGGACCAAAAGUCUGUUUGAAUUCCAGAAGCCCUCUCGUGGCUGUCUGAGGGCAGACUUUGAGCUGCAAUGUAAACAUUGCAGUUCUUUGGAACUGCAAUGUUUUACAUUGCAGCACUAAGUGCAAAAGGGUCACAGCACCCAGACUAUUUAAAUUAGCUGAAGUGGUCUGGGUGCCUACAGUAUCCCUUUAAGGAUACUGUUAAUGUUAUGAUUAUACUGGGAUAUCUUUUAUUCUAUAAAGUUAUUUACUUUAGUCCUUUGAAACCUAGAUCAAUGAAAUACAUUUGAGCUAUAUGAGUGUUAAUGUAGAAUUGCAGGUUUUAAAAUAGAUCAGUACGAGGGAAUACCUUAUUUGAGGACCUAGGCUAUUAUUUAAAGCAAAACUGGCUAAACUUUGUUGGAUUACACUACACGUUGUGGCAGUUUCCCAUAAUUCUUAGCAAGACAAUAUAUAGUCUUCAGCAGCCUAUAGUGAUCAAUGGCCCAGGAACAUAUAAAAUGUAUAGGGACUCUGUGGACUGUAUACACUGAUUAUAGAGGAUGCAAAAAGGUUUCUGUAAUGUCAACCUAUGAUUUAUGACCCAAUGGACUUGUCUAAUAAAGAUGCUGCGCAAACAGGAUGCUGUUUAUAAUCUUUGUUUUCUUUAAGAACAGAUGAUGGAGUCUAUUGUAUCCACGGUGGAGGCAGAGUACAUUAAGAACCUCCAACAACAGAUCUACUUCCUGGAACUGGAAGCAAGAUUUCUAUAUCCUUUUCCUGUUAUUUAGAAAAGAUAUUAUAUCCAGAUGCAGCAUUUUCUACAGUUUCAUAUGUUAAUAUAUGUGGCAAAAAGGGAAAUGUACAAUUUGUAUUCUAUACAGAAAUCUCAACAUGCAAAAAUGCAUUAUAGGGAGGCGGCUUCACCAGAUACUUCCACUGGCACACACACACACGCACCGCCACCAAACAUGUAUGAACCUUGACACACAGAUACAUGCACUGGCAAAUACACACACUCAGAUACAUACUGAUACACAGAUACACAAACUGGCAUACAGAUACACACACUAUGAUAAAUACACUGGCACACACACUCAGAUACACAUACUGACUCAUACACAGAUACACACACUGACAUACUCACAUAUCAUACAUUAUACAUUUUCAGCCACCAUACUGUUAGCUUACCUUUGUGUCCAAGAGGGUGGCUUUCUUGGGGUUCUGGCCCUGGCUGAAACUGAUGAAAAUGAGCAUGCAGCAGCAGCAGCUCCCUCCAGCCUCUCCUCUGCCUCCAUGCGUACUGCUGUGUGCGCUGCAACUGACUCCAACCUCCUCCAGUUAUUUCAACAGCGCGGCGCUUUGUGAAGCAUGCUGUCACUUCCUCCCUGCCAGCUGAUGUUACAAGGGCCUGGCCGGCUUGCCAAAGUGUUUCUGCCGCCCCAUCUUCUCCCUCUAUUUGCAUCACUUCCAGCAGGGUAUUUACAGAUUAUUGUAAUUUGUUUUGUAUUUUUUAAGAUUCAGUGUCAUUACCUGGUGCCCAAUAUUCGAUACACAAAACAUGAAUAAUGAGCACAAUCCUUUAGAUUGCAAGCCUAUGGGCUAUCUUGCUAAGUACUUGGUAUAAAAGAGCUUCAAUGGCUAGAUGCCUGUUCACAGGCAAGGCCCUGUUUACGUUUUGUAUUGGCUUGUGUAUAUUGUACUGUCUUUUCCCCUAAUUGUAUAGUAAUAACCACAUGAUAGAAAAGCAGGCUGUGCUACCUGAAGCAUCUGCCUUCAUUUCAUACAGAAUACCAAAUGGUGUUGUGGUGUAAUGUGGAGUGGUCUUUCUGGACAGAACCCUUUACCAAUUGGCAUAACUGAAAAGUUACUAACUAGCAAGUUUGUUGUAACUUUGAUGUGACACCAACAAAUAAAUCCUGCAGGCUUCUGUAAAUUGAGCUAUUUGUUUCAAUCCAUAGUGUUUCUGGACAUAAGGCUUGUAGUUCUAAAAGUAGUUGAUGUCUUUCCUUUUAACUUUAAAGGGACACUAUAGUCACCAGAACAAUUAUAGCUUAAUGUAUUUGUUCUGGUGAGUAUAGUCAGUCCCUGCUAUACUCAGUAAAUUUACAUUAAAGCCUAGGGACACCUCUAGUGGCGCUCCUCAGAUGGUCACGCGAGGUGCUUCCAGGAAAAUUGCUGCACGCUGUGCAGCACUGCCGUUCAUUGUCUCCAUGCUCUGCAUGGAGACGCUGAACUUACCUUAUAGAGAUGCAUUGGUUCAAUGCAUCUCUAUGAAGAGAUGCUGAUUGGCCAUGGUGGCAUUUAACCCCGCCCCGCCUCCUUGGCGAUCUCAGCUAAUACAAUGCUUUCUCUGUGGGGAAGCAUUGGAUUAGCUGAGAUCAUGAAUUCUGAUGAUGUCAACCAAAGAGGUGGACGGAACCUGGAAAUAAGGUAUCUUUUAAUGAUUUGUAAGGAGGGGGGCAAGGGGGCAAGCCACCUAAAUUGUGGUUUUAACACAAUAGGGUCAAGUAUAGAUGUUGUGUUCCUGACCCUAUCGUGUUCCUUUAAUCAUACUACAAGCUACAUAAAAAGGUUAAAAGGACACUGUAGGCACUUUUGCAACUUCAUUUUAUUGACCGUGCCAUAGUGCCUGCAGUCCUGCCUCCCUCACCUACCUUCGAAAACCCUGUUGUACACUAAUUAGUCGGCUUGGAAGCACAGCUUCAAGCCAUGUCUCUGAGCCCUCUGGGUAUUAUUGAAAAAUUGAAACUUAAGUGUGAAAAUUUGUGGCGCUUAUUUCUUAUUGUAGUGAUGUUAUUUUGUUAUAGCAGCUGAAAACACUCUGUGGGUACUCCAAAUAACCCACCAAACCAUGAAAUGUAUAUCAAAUAUGCACCUUAUAUUUAGGUGAUACACCCCUACCUAAUAUAUAAAGUGCGAAUGAAGAGCUUAAAUGUGAAUGUAGGGACUUACCCUCAAAAUUGUAACAAUUGUGGAUAGAUGUAAAUAAAUACAAAAGAGAAAAAGACUUAUGGUGUAGUAUAUUAGUGAAUUUUUAAAACACAAACUUAGUGAGUGAACAUUAACUCACAAUGUGUAGAGCCUUUUCGGGAUAUAGGCUCUGUGGCCUCCUGUGCCUUUAAGGUGGCAAGCAACAACCUUUCUUCAGGGAAUACUCGGUCAGCAGCUCCCAAUAAGAUACAUGUAAAUGAGAGACGAUAAAGAGACAAAAGCCUUCAAGGUGUAGCUCACCUUGUUUGGAGCCUUUUGGGAACUGGCUUCAAGUUAGAAAGACCUGUGUCACUUUGGGGGUGACACCAGUGGCGUACAUACCAGGGUCGCAGGGGUCGCGGCUGCGACCGGGCCUGGCCCACCAGGGUGCCCGGCCGCACCUGCGACCCGGUGUGUACCCACUGAGCCAGCCUCUUCCCUUGGGGGGCCCAGGAGCCGACCACCCCAGGGCCCCCCGAGGCUGGCCCUGCUGACACCCGGAAGGCGGGUGGCCGGCCAGUCAGGCGGGCACGCGAGGGAGCACUCAGUGCUUCCUCUUCAGCUCCCUCGCGCACCGCACUGAUACCGGAGCCAGAAGAUGACGUCAUCUUCCGGCGCCGGCAUCCCUACGCGGCGCGCGAGGGAGCUGAAGAGGAAGCACUGAGUGCUCCCUUGCGCGCCGGCUAGACAGCCCGCCAGCCCAGCAGCACCACUGGACCCCAGGGAAUCCCCCCAGCACUCCAAAAGGUAAGGAGGCUGGGGGGAUUAAAUUAAAAAAAAAAAACGUGUGAGUGUUAGUGUGUGUGUCUGCUAGUGAGUAUCAGUGAGUGUGUUACUGUGUGUGUCUUACUGAGUGUGUGUGUGUUAGUGAGUCUGUUUGAUGUCUGUUAGUGAGUUUGUGUUUGUCAAUGAGAGUGUAUGUUUUGUGAGUGUGAAUGUAUGUCUGUCGCUGAGUGUGUCUCUGUCAGUAAAUGUGUGUGUCUGUUAGCUAGUGUGUAUGCGUCUGUAAGUGUGUGUGUGUGUCUUCAGCACUUACCUUUCUCCAGCGCCGGACUCCCUUGGCGCUGGGGAUCCCUCAACCUCUCAGCUCCGAAUGCGACCGUGCACGCAUUCAAACCGCCCAUAGGAAAGCAUUACUCAAUGCUUUCCUAUGGACAUUCAGUGUGCUCCUUUAGCGGCUGUCAGUGAGACGGUCACUAGAGGCUGGAUUAACCCUCAGUGAAACAUAGCAGUUUCUCUGAAACUGCUAUGUUUUCAGCUGCAGGGUUAAAACUAGAGGGACCUGACACCCAGACAACUUCAUUGAGCUGAUGUGAUCUGGGUGUCUGUAGUGGUCCUUUAAGUGUGUGUGCAUCUGCAUGCACUGGCGUACAUACCGCGGUCGCAGGGGUUGCAGCCCUGUAACCCCUGCGACCAGGUGCCCACCGCCAUGUGUUGCGGCACAGCCCGCGUGCGGGGGGGGGGGGCCCACGGAUCAAUUUUCGCACCGGGGCCCCAUGGGUCAUGUGUAUGCCACUGGGUGACACUCCCCUAUCUGGAACUCAGGUAUCAGAUGAAAAGACAGGAGGGAGUGAAUUAUAUAUUACCUUUUAUUACCAUCAAAGAUUAUUUUAAAAACCAUGUAUUAACAAAAAAAUAAAUAAACAUGGGCAAAAUAAAAGUACUGUUCUCUUGUCUACCAAGAUGCAGUUUUGCCUGGAAUAGUGGCUUUUUCAAUCAGUAAGUUCACUAGUUGUCCGGUUCCAGUUUUGAAUAUCCGCCUGUCCCACCCUUUUUCCUCAGUGGUCCAAUCUCCAUGGAUUACUCACAGCUGGUGUGAGGUUCGAGGCGGUGUACCUGUGAUGAUCUUUGCUUGUUCGUGUAGCCGAAAGUGACGUGCGAACUCACUCGCGAUACGUCACUUACGGUUUAUGGUGGGAACUACUGCGUCCAGAAUGCUUUUCUUCAUAUUGUAAUACUCAAUUUCUGGGCCGGAUCGUUGGAUAUUUGGAUGUUAGAGUCAGUUCUCAUGGUUCAUGUUCAAUAUUGAAUCAUAAAUAAAAGAAAAAAAAAUAAGAAAUUGUAGAUUGAAUAUUUACUUUUGUAUAAUCAUUGCAAAUGUACCAUUUAUCCUUUGGUUCUUAAUGGACCUUGCCUAUAUUAACCCAAUGAUAUUUGUACAAAAUAGAUAAUAGUAACUUUUUAUAUAUAUGAGCUCACUUAUAGAGGUAUAGCUAUAGAAUAUAUAAAAUAUGUCUAUAUAUGCAACGAACACCAUGAGGAAAUUAACUACAUUUGAGAUUUUCUUUAACAAUGAAUAUUUACUCGGGAUCAAACUAAAAAGGCUACCAACCUCCAACCUAGACUCAACUCAGAAGCAGAGCACAUAUUGAAGAAGCUGCAGGUAUGUCCUAAAUAAAAAUGUGGAUAAGAUAAAAGCAAAAAAAAAAAAACACACACAAAAAAAUAAUAAUAAUUCACUUAAGCAUUUAUUAAAACAUUAACUUUACAAUUACAUUUAAUUACCACUGAUAGCUUUAUAAUUUUUAUAAUAAUUAUGGCCAAGAGAGGAGAGUAAUAGAGAACCAUACUGGGAAUGCAUUUUGUUGUUUCUUUUUUUUUUUCAUCCAGGACCUUCGAACUCAGUGUAAUGGUCUCAAACUGGAGGUGAAACGAAGAGAUGCAAACUUGCUGAUUUUGCAGAGAGACCAGGAUUACCUGAGAGGAGAAAUCCAAAGUACAGAAGGUUAGUCUUCAUCUGGUAACUAUAUGAAUAAUAUGUGAGACUUUUUGUAGGCUUUUGCAUAGAAAAUAAUUAUUUAUUUCCAAAACAUUUCUUCUCAUUAUGUGAUUGUCAGUACUGCUAGCUGUUGUUCACUGUACUACAAAGUGCCUCCCAAUUUUGACAUGGGAAAUGGCAAUUUGUGUUCUUAUUUAAAGAUUUGACUUUACCAAGCUUAAUUAGAAAUCAUUUAAAUUGCGCAAACAUAUUUUGCAGCAUUUUAAAAUGAUAAAAUGUGAAUAUUAAAAUCUGACCCUAAAUCUUGUUAAACCUCAUCCUAAUGCAUACUCUAAUCCUCUACCUACCCCUAAUUAUAACUUUAAUCCUAACCCUAGAAAUAGUGUUAGGAGGAUUCCCUCAGCUGAUAUAAACAGAGGAAUUCCUUUCCUAUUUCCAUCAUAGGGAUUCCCUUGCUGACCCUAAUCCUAGUCUGAACCCCAAUCUAAAACAAAAUCAGAGUACUACAAUAAUUCUAAACCUAAUCUUAAACAUAAACCUAGUACAUCUUCUAAAUCUAAUCUUAAUCCAUGACCUUAAUCCUUAAUUUAAUCCUAAUUCCAAGAGUUUCCCUUUGCUAAUAUCAGUACUGGUAUUAGCAAAGGGAUUCUAAGUUAAACCAGAGAGUGUAAUUUUGUGGUCAUCUGGAUAUUUUCAGUAUGACAGGAUCUUCCCAUUUCUAAUACUAAAAUUGGUUUGGCCAAUGCAUUGUGAUCAGUGCUCAACAACUGACAAAGCCCAUCACAAGUCAGAAUGGCAUUGGGGCAUGGAGUGAGACUUGGGAGCAUGCAGAGACACCCUGAGCAGCUCCCUUCAUCAGCUGAAAUGUAAGUAUCAUAGCGGGUUAGCAUGAUACUCUCAGCUACAGUGUUCUCAAUUAAUUUAAAGGCCUAUAUACAGCGCUCACCUUGAGGACUGCAUACAGCUCAUCAGUCAGUCUGGCCCAAUAGGUGUGACCCAAGGUAUUGAUGAAUACUGGGUCUCCCUGGUGUGAGCAGAUAUUUUACCCUGCCCACACCACAUUUCUAAAUGCCUAUUUAAAUGGCUGUAAGCAGCGCUCAAUUUGAACUCUGCAUACAGUGCAUCUGUCAGUCUGGGCCAUGUAAAAUUUCCCCAGCUGACAGAAGGGGAUCGAUACUGGGUUUCCUGGUGUGAGUAGGGAUUUAACACUGCUUACACGGAAUUGUAGCCAGUGGGCUUUAAAUCCUCUGUUAAUCACUGCAUAAAGUUCAUGUCUCUGGGGAGAAUAAAAAUGGCCUCCUUGGUUGUGCAGGGUACUCUUGACACAUUACUAUUAUAGUGUUGUUGACACUGUUAAAUAUAACUCCAUCUACAGACAAUACUAGAUAGGAGAUGGAGUUAUAACACAGCUUUGUACACAGUCCCCCAUUUGUCUCCACAGUCCUCUCACAGUAUCUGGUCUUCAGCUCUUAAAGGCCGUCCACUAAAAUAUCCAGUCUGACUCUUAUACUCGCUUCCUCUAUCCAUUAAUUCAUUCCUUCCUCUUAUUUCUUCCUAAUUCACACUUUUGUCUCACACCCAAUACCAACUUCCCCUGAUCUCUGACUCCUACUAGCAACUGUACCUUUUCAAUUACAAUUUCAUACCAUCCAAGUUUGUGUAAAGUGAGUACAUUCUUCUUUGGCAGUGGCUCAUUCCAAAGACAAACAGGAGCUGGUGAAUGACGUUGUUCAGUUUAAGAAAAUGAAGGAGCUAACAGACCUUCAAAUAUCUCAGAAAGAGAUGGAUAUACUGAAAACCAAACAAGAACUGGAGAUAGAGCUGUCAAACCUAGCAAACAGUGAGCAGAGAGUACGCUCUCUCCAGUCACAGGUACCUUAUUACUACUAUGUUUAUUCAGAAAGCAGUCAAGCAGUCAUUAACACUGUGCAAUUUAAAGGUAGAUUAUGCAUGCUUCCAAGAUAGCAAGGGCCUAGUUAGACAUAACCAGUGAAAAAUCCAAUCAUGACAAGAUCAACAAGAAAAUAUAUUUUACAACAUCAAUAGUUAGAUCCUAGAUAUACAAGAUUAGUACCAAGAAGUUAGACAAGUUUAGUAAUAAGACCUUAGACAAGAUCACUAGCAAUAUCCAAUUUAGUCAUUAUUAGUAGCAACAUAAUUAGGAGUGAUUUGUAAAAUAAAUGCUAGUCAAUAUCAUUACUAAUAUGUUAUCUAUUACUAGUAUCAAGACUUUAAUUAGACUUGAUCAAUAUCAAGAGGCUAGUUGGACAUGAUUAGACUUGUUAGACUUGAUCAGUAACAAGACCAUACAUCCCAUGUGUCCCUAUUUAGUAGGGACUGUAUAUAUUUCGGGCUCAAAUCCCUCUGUCGUUCCUUCCUGUCCUAAUGUCCCUCUUUUCCAGGAGCUCCAUAAUUUUGUUGUGUAUAACAGAGCUCCAUAGCAAUAAUACUCCCAGUAAUGUAUUGUGACAGAUGUCCUUUGUAGUCAAAGGUUUGUUUGUGUGGUAUCUUUAAAUAACCACAGUCUUCUUAGGUAAGCUACAACGUAGGACAAACUCCAACUCUGGUUUUAAGCGGUCUAUUUUCUUAAACACAUCAGCAAGUGGAAAUAAAACAAAAUAAAUUCUUGCUCUUUCUUCAGCACCAACUAUACAUAGAAUUCUCUAUCUAUAUUUGGGUGGCUUUCCUACUUCCCAACAAAUACAAAAAUGCAUGAAAAAACAAAGCACCACACAAAUAUUAGUUUGUAGCAGUCCAGCUCCCUCGGCUGGAAUAUCAGACUGAGGGAAUCAGGGGCAAAAUGAGCACUCUGGCAUAUCGGUCAUGGACCGAGGCUCUGGGGGGCCCGCCUGUGGUGCAAAUGUAAUGGCAGCUGUGGAGUUCAGCAAGCUUCCCAGCCAGCCUGCACUCAGUAAGGGGCCUGCACGAACUUCUGCGGGCCCCUGCUGUUAGAGAAGCUUCCCCCCAUGGACGGCCAUGCUAUGCUCACAGUCAGCAGACCUUUGUAUCACACUGGAAGACAGCCCAGGGGCCUUAUCAAAGACCCACUACGCUGCCUCUCACUGUGCCUGUCUAGUGCAGUCUGCGGCUUUUGGCUGGAAGAAAAAAAUCAGCAGAGGCUCCAGGAACAGAGCCUCUGCCCUGAGUUGAGCACUCCAUGCAGGCUGCCUGUAACUGAGCAGAGCAGCCCCGUGCAGAGCUGCAUUAUCAGUGUUUCAGGCAGCCUGUCCGCAAUUUCAUGACCGCCCAGGGAGGGAGCUCUUCUGGACGCUUGCUUGGCGAGAUGGAGGUUGGACACUCUGCACCACUGUGGGUAAGGCUUACCCCCUUCCUGGACAAAGGUACGGUUUAGGGAGGGGGGGAUACAUUAUUUAACUUUAAAAAAAAUUAAAAAUAGGUAAAUAAGCUUUCCAAACGGCCCCUAUCCAUCCAUUCCCCUUUAUUCACCAAGCCCCAACACAUCCUACAAUCCCUAUCACCCCAUACACACACUACAACCCCUAUCACCCCUUACACAUCCUGCAACCCCUAUUACCCACUACAACCCCUGUUACCCCCUACAUAUACUACAACUCCUCUUACCCACUACAGCUUCUAUUACCCCUACACAUCCUAUAACCCCUAUUACCCCCUACAUAUACUACAACUCCUCUUACCCACUACAGCUUCUAUUACCCCUACACAUCCUAUAACCCCUAUUACCCACUACAACCCCUAUUACCCCUUACACAUGCUACAGCCCUUAUCACCCACUACAACCCUUAUUACCCCUACAUAUUCUACAACCCUUGUUACCCACUUCAGCCUCUAUUCCUUCCCUGCACCCUCAACUUCUAUUACCCCCUCCCCACUACAGCACUUAUAGCAACUAACUUAUAAUAACACACGGAUGUUCCACACACACAAACUACAAAUAUGGCCUUGCAUGCAGACCCUCAAUAUAAAUACGUCCCUUCAUACACACACUGAUGUCAUGGACAUACUAGCAUGAAUUCCCAAAAAAAAAAAUGCAUUUAAAGAAACACUAUAGGAACAGGAAUACGAAUGUGUAUUCCUGACCCUAUAGUGUAAAAACACCAUUUAGGUUACCGGCAUCCCCUUGCCCCUCCUAAAAAGGUAAUCAACUUACCUUUAUUUUAGCGCCACACGGGUCCACCGGCGCUGGCUCAGCCCAUGCUCUGGCCCCUUGACUGAGAUCAUUAGAAUUGAUCAUCUCAGCCAUUCCAAUGCUCUCCCUUAUGAAGCACUGGGAAGUUAAUUGACACACAUGGCAAAACGCUGCAUUGCGCCAAUCAGCAUCUCCUUAUAGAGAUGUAUUGAAUCAAUGCAUCUCUGUGGGGAAAGUUUAGCGCUUCCAUGCAGAGCAAUGAGACACUGAACAUCAGUGCUGCACAUUGUCUAUCACUGACCCAGGAAGCACCUCUAGUGGCCGUCUGAGUGGCUGCCACUGGAGGUUUCCCUGUGCUGCAAUGUAAACGGCAGUGUUUAAAUUAAAAUGCCUGUAAGGACUGGCUAUACAUACCAAAACAACUGCAUUAAUCUGAAGUUGUUCUGGUGACUAUACUGUCGCUUUAAGGUGGCUCAUAACUUUUAUCACAACGUUAGUACUUCAAGACCCCAAAUUUGGAUGCCUGCAUUCCUCAUAUAAACACAUUGCCGUGAUUCACAUACACACUUAAAUACUACCCUAUUUAAAAAAAAAUAUAUAUAUUUAUAUUACUCUGAAUCCACACAUCGUGACACUAGACACAAACAUACAUAUAUUCACUUAAACCGAGGCUCACAGUGAAUAUACACACAAAAACAUACAUUCACUUUACAUGAACAUACAGUCAGGUCCAUAAAUAUUGGGACAUCAACACAAUUCUAAUCUUUUUGACUCUAUACACCACCACAAUGGAUUUGAAAUGAAAUCAACAAAAUGUGCUUUAACUGCAGACUUUCAGCUUUAAUGUGAGGGUAUUUACAUCCAAAUUAGGUGAACGGUGUAGGAAUUACAACAGUUUGUAUAUGUCCCUCCCACUUUUCAAGGGACCAAAAGUAAUGGGACAAUUGGCUGCUCAGCUGUGUGUUAUUCCCUCAUUAUCCCAUUUACAGGUGUGUGUUAUUCCCUCAUUAUCCCAUUUACAAGGGGCAGAUAAAAGGUCCAGAGUUCAUUUCAAGUGUGCUAUUUGCAUUUGGAAUCUGUUGCUGUCAACUCUCAAUAGGAGAUCCAAAGAGCUGUCACUAUCAGUGAAGCAAGCCAUCCUUAGGCUGGAAAAACAAACCCUUCAGAGAGAUAUCAAAAACAUUAGGUGUGGCCAAAUCAACUGUUUGGAACAUCCUUAAAAAGAAAGAACGCACCGGUGAGCCCAGCAACACCAAAAGACCCGGAAGACUACGGAAAACAACUGUGGUGGAUGACUGAAGAAUUCUUUCCCUGGUGAAGAAAACACCCUUCACAACAGUUGGCCAGAUCAAGAACACUCUCCAGGAGGUAGGUGUAUGUGUGUCAAAGUCAACAAUCAAGAGAAGACUUCACCAGAGUGAAUACAGAGGGUUCACCACAAGAUGUAAACCAUUGGCAAGCCUCAAAAACAGGAAAGCCAUAUUAGAGUUUGCCAAACAACAUCUAAAAAAGCCUGAACAGUUCUGGAACAACAUCCUAUGGACAGAUGAGACCAAGAUCAACUUGUACCAGAGUGAUGGGAAGAGAAGAUGAUACUAAGAUAUGUAACAGGGUUGAUGUUCCAGGAGGGAUAAGCCAAAUGACAAAUGAUUCAGGUAAACUAGAAAAAUUGUCAGAAUUGUGGCAACUGACAUUUAAUGUGGAUAAGUGCAAGAUAAUGCAUCUUGGACGUAAAAACCCAAGGGCAGAGUACAGAAUAUUUGAUAGAGUCCUAACCUCAACAUAUGAGGAAAGGGAUUUAGGGGUGAUUAUUUCUGAUGACUUAAAGGUAGGCAGACAAUGUAAUAGAGCAGCAGGAAAUGCUAGCAGAAUGCUUGGUUGUAUAGGGAGAGGUAUUAGCAGUAGAAAGAGGGAAGUGCUCAUGCCAUUGUACAGAACACUGGUGAGACCUCACUUGGAGUAUUGUACACAGUACUGGAGACCGUAUCUUCAGAAGGAUAUUGAUACCUUAGAGAGGGUUCAGAGAAGGGCUACUAAACUGGUUCAUGGAUUGCGGGAUAAAACUUACCAGGAAAGGUUAAAGGAUCUUAACAUGUAUAGCUUGGAGGAAAGACGAGACAGGGGGGAUAUGAUAGAAACAUUUAAAUAUAUAAAGGGAAUCAACACAGUAAAGGAGGAGACUAUAUUUAAAAGAAGAAAAACUACCACAACAAGAGGACAUAGUCUUAAAUUAGAGGGACAAAGGUUUAAAAAUAAUAUCAGGAAGUAUUACUUUACUGAGAGGGUAGUGGAUGCAUGGAAUAGCCUUCCAGCUGAAGUGGUAGAGGUUAACACAGUAAAGGAGUUUAAGCAUGCGUGGGAUAGGCAUAAGGCUAUCCUAACUAUAAGAUAAGACUAGGGACUAAUGAAAGUAUUUAGAAAAUUGGGCAGACUAGAUGGGCCGAAUGGUUCUUAUCUGCCGUCACAUUCUAUGUUUCUAUGUUUCUAUGUAUGGAGAAGGAAAGGAAGUGCUCAUGAUCCAAAGCAUACCACCUCAUCAGUGAAGCAUGGUGGUGGUAGUGUCAUGGGGUGGGCAUGUAUGGCUGCCAAUGGAACUGGUUCUCUUGUAUUUAUUGAUGAUGUUACUGCUGACAAAAGCAGCAGGAUGAAUUCUAAAGUGUAACGGGCAAUAUUAUCUGCUCAUAUUCAGCCAAAUGCUUCAGAACUCAUUUGACGGCACUUCCCAGUGCAGAUGGACAGUGACCCGAAGCAUACUGCAAAAGCAACCAAAGAGUUUUUUAAGGCAAAGAAGUGAAAUGUUAUGCAAUGGCCAAGUCAAUCACCUGACCUGAAUCCAAUUGAGCAUGCAUUUCACUUGAUGAAGACAAAACUGAAGGGAAAAUGCCCCAAAAACAAGCAGGAACUGAAGACAGUUGCAGUAGAGGCCUGGCAGAGCAUCACCAGGGAUGAAACCCAGCUUCUGAUUUGCAACCAUGUAUUAAAAAGUGAAAGUUUGAUUUAUGACUGUUAAUCUGUCCCAUUACUUUUGGUCCCUUAAAAAGUGGGAGGCACAUAUACAAACUGUUGUAAUUCCUACACCGUUCACCUGAUUUGGAUGUAAAUACCCUCAAAUUAAAGCUAAAAGCCUGCAGUUAAAGCACAUCUAUUUCAUUUAAAACCCAUUGUGUUGGUGUAUAGAGCCAAAAAGAUUAGAAUUGUGUCGAUGUCCCAAUAUUUAUGGACCUGACUGUAUAUAAUAAAAUACACAGUACAUACGCCAUAUUAUAUACAAGCAUAUAUAUUAGUCUGCCGGGGGCCCAGGCCACUGUCAGUCCGUCCCUGGAGGGAACUGCCCCAGGCUGGUCUUACAUACAUUGUUAAUUAGGCACAUAAUUGGCAACUGACUUCACCUGCAGAGCCUUUGUUAAUCACUGCAAUAACUUGCCUGGAUCAUCCUAUGGGAAUUUAAUCCUUACAAGUGAGAGGUAGUAUUUGCCAAAGCACGUCUUCCAUACCUUUCAUCUACAAUUACAUCACAUCAACUAUCACAAUAUCUUUAAACCAAAUGUUUUUAGAAGUUAGUCUGUGUAUAUAAGAUACAUUGAUCUCAUACUAAUUACAUUUCUGUUCCAUAAAUGUAUUCUUUACUUACCUAAAAUUUCUUAGAACAGCCCCAUCUCUUGACUCACCCCCCUAAAGUAAAAGUAUCACUCUUUUUUCCAUUUGAAAUGUUCUGAGGAAUGCAUAACCCUAAUUAGACCAGAAGAGGAUCAAAAUUCAGUAUCAACCCCUGUGCUAGAACUGGGCAAAAACCCGAACCCUAGACAACACUAUAAGCAGCCUCUAUAUGUUCUCAGUAUAUGCACUGGCCUGACAUUAUCACACAUGCGCUUAGCCCAUGCUGAUAUAUUCAACCACGAGCAGGGGAUCUAGCUAGCAUCUCAAACUUAUACCCAAGUGUAUAACAAUACGAGAUAACAGAAUGUGAGUAAGCACCUUAAUAUGGGAUAAUCCUGGAACGUAGAAAGGAUGAACAGUGAACUAUACUGUCCUAACUCCUCUCAGACAUGCUGGUUUACUGUUGAUAUGCCGUUUCUGUCUCCUUUUCUUGAGCUUUGUUUGAACAACUUGAAAAAAAAUAAUAAUUAAAAAGUGUAAAAAGAGUUACGCUCUACCAGAAGCAUUGCUGGCUACCAUGCCUAAGAGUUGUUUAUUAUCAAUGCCUUACUGAUCCAUGUAUGCAUUUUCUUUAUUAACCUCAAUAAAAAAAUCAGUAACAGGAUCUCAAUUAGAUCAGGAAAUGAUGCAGAUACUAUUUAGAGUAGAUACGUGUCAAGAGCUCAGUUUCACUAGAUCACUCUCAACAUCCUAGACAGAUUAGAUCAGUAUUAAGAUCCCAUCUAGCAGAUAUUUGUGGUUGAAAUGCUUUCGGAGUAAACCAAAUGGAAUAAAUAUUAUUAAAAUUAUGGCUUGUUUGUUCUUAUUCAUGAUUGUUAAAUACCGAUCUUGGCACUCCCUCCCACCCCCCCAGAUAAAACAGAGGUCAGAACAACAAAAGUCAAUGGAGAAUGAGCUGUCAAAGAAGAGAAUGAGUUUGUUGAAGUUGAAUUCAGACAAAGAUGAAAUGGAACAAAAACUACUAAAAAGAACAGAAACUAUGCAAAAUGAGAUCACACUUGAUCUCAGGUAGGUAACGCUCUAUGUUACCCUGUGUUCGCUAUAAUGGUAUUGUAAGAUUCAUUAUCCUGGCUUCUCAAGCAUUAGCUGCAGGUGCAACAUUGCUCUGAUAGCAGCUCCACCAUCUACUGAAUUUCCUGGUAGCACAUUUCCAUUCUGCCCUCUGCUGGACAGACUGUUAUAAGCAAUUUCAGUCACUUCAAUUCAGCUGCACCAAAUUUCUUCUGAAUAUUUGUAAUGAUGCAAUUUCUGGUUUGGAUACGGUUUAGGAGUCUUAAAGGGUUAUUCACUAAUGUGAGAAUUGUCAGGAAUUCAAGUGACUUUAAAAUUGUAACCAAAAUAGCCAAAUUAUCUAUAUUUACAGCUAUACAGAACUUACAUUUGAAAUGCACUUUAAAUUACUGAUAAUCCUCACUUUAGUGUAUAACCCUAUUAGAGUAAGAAAGUUCUUUAACUCACGAUAAUGUAGACUGUACUUCCUAUUAUUCUUUAGGAAGUGAAGCUUCUCCAGUGUUCAGGAGUGUUGUGGGGAUUAUUGUAAAGAUAUCCUGUAAUCAAUUUUGUAUUCACUUUUUUAUUAUUGUCUUUACUUGUAAAUUUUAUUGUUAUAAUAAAUCACAUGAGACAACUAAUUGCCUUAUGAUUAAAUAAUCAUUACAGAUAACAGACAUAAAUAGUUUUCUUCCCUUUAUAACAUACAUGCUGGCAUUACCUAAACCGCUAAAACAAAUUAAGUUCUUAUAAAACAUAAUUUACUAUUGCUGCAUAAAAAAAAAUAAAGUGAUUUCACAUGACACUUAAAGGGAAACUAUAAUUCCAGCACUAUAGCUCCCUAUGCAAUAAUUACCUUUGUAGGGUAAAGGGACAUGGGACACUGCACCCAGACCACUUCAAUGAGCUGUAGUGGUGUGGGUGCCCAUAGUGUCCCUUUAAUGCACUAUUGAUUCAUACUAAUGCUUUGCUUCUGUUCACUGUUCAGGAAUGAAAUGAGUUUACUCCUCCAGCAAAUACGGGAGAAGGAUCUGCAGUCUGAGCAAGAUCGUGUACUGAGAAACAAAAUGAUGGCUGACAAUGCGCUGCUGACUAGUGAGAGAAACGAUUUGAACAAUAAGCUUUUGGAGCUGAACAAGCAGCUGGAGAUAGUAAGAAGUUGUUGGCCUUUCAUUCAGUACUUGUUUCUACAGAAAGAGCUAAAUGUUUUGUGUAAUCACAUAUUGUGCAACUUUUCUGGAUCCAACAGGACCGUCCUGAUUUGGUUUUGUUGACUUUCCUGAACUAGGAACUGACAUGGGAAUUUCAUAUUCUACGCCAAGAAACCGUAAUUGUGUGAGAGGCAAAUAAGGCCGUAUAGGGAGUGUACAAAAGUAGCAUAUUAUAGGAAGAGAGAAGUCGGUUGAGGUGUGCCGGAACCGACGACGCGGUAGGCCUGUAAUAAAAGAGAGCCCACCCAUGAGGUGUAAUGAAAGGUAUAGAUAGAGGGAGUGGAGGGUGGGGACAUGCGAAUCGCUAGAGCACGUACGGGAUGGAGGAAGGUGAGUAGUGGGUUUAUAUAGGGUAUCAUGCUCCUCCCACAACAGCAGGCCAAGCCUUCGCAUUUGUGUGAGGGGCAAAUAAGGCCAUAUAGGGAGUGUACAAAAAUAGCAUAUUAAAGGAAGAGAGAAGUCUGUUGAGGUGUGCCGGGACCGACAACGCGGUAGGCCUGUAAUAAAAAAAGGGCAAAAAUAGAUACAUGCCAGAACGUAGAACAAUCAACAACUGAUAAGAAAGGACUUAAUUACAUAGUCAAUUGGUAAAUGCCUGUUGAAGAUCUUGUAUGGAAUGUGGUACGUAUGGGGAAUAUGCUGAGAACUUCCAUUGACCUAGACAUAUGAAGAUUAAAGCCAUGGAUGCCACCCUAUCCUAAAAGGGGUGACCAGAAUAGUUGGACGGAUUGAACCUAGCCUCAAGAUCAAAGAACUAGAGAAUAGCAUGUAUUUCGUAGUUGUGAGGAUUGAUCCCUGUAGUGAUAUCUGUGGUUGUGAGGCUUGGUUACAAAGAGAGAGUAAAUACGUGCCUGGAACUUUAACCGGCACUCUUAAUUAUGCGAGGGGAAGUAAGGUAUGUUAACCUGAUGACUGUCUUGGGUAGACUUGGUGUGGAGUAGAGAAAGUAAGUAAUAGUCUCCUUGUUGGAUAGGUGAGACUUCCUGAGACAAUGCUGCAAGUUGGGCGUGGUAGAUGUGGUAAAUAUGCGGGGCCUAAGGAACCGUUACACCAGGUAUAUAGUGGAUUUAACUACUAGGUUGGUGCCUGGUUCGUAAGGACAGGCAUCUAAUAGAGCUGAUAGAUUGAUUGAAAUAAUUGGGUGCUGAUGGGAAAUCUGUAAAAUUUGAAUUGUCCGAGAACCUGAAAGCCUUGAGUAUGGUAAUAAUCUGGUAUGAGGACAUGAAGCUAUGUAUGAAUUGGUAAACCUGUACAACAUGUGGAGUUGUAAACCGGAUAGGUAUAGUUGAUGGUAUUAAGGGAUAAUGCAAGUUAGAAGUGGCAAAAAAAAAAAAAGCGAAAAACCAAUCACAGACAACACAGCAAAAAAGACAGUAACAUUAUGCAUAAAAAGGAGCCCCCAAAAGGAGAAGAAGAAGGCCCUAACACAUGUACCGCGAGUGUUAGUAGAUAGAGCCAGACAUGAAACAUGAUGACCAGGAGUGAACGAGGCAGGCAGACUCCGAAACGCAGGGAAUGGCAGCGGCUACGGGAGAGGUCGUAGGCUGAGCCAUGUGGAAUGCCCAGUGGAUCCACAGGAGAGAUCGUAUGAGAUGGUGUCGGAAGUCCAGCUGGGACUUAGCCAGAGCGGCUGACCCCAAUUACCCAAAACUGCCAACCGAAACCGCCCCAUAGACGACAGUAGCGAAAACAAACGGGGGUCGAACAACGGAGAAGUAAGAACGACUCGGGCCUGCUCCAGCAACAGCGUUAUCCAUGGAGGCAGACAGUGACACUGACGGAUCAGACGUCUGAAAGGCUGCCGGGGAAGGAAUAUGUCGACUAAGAACCGCAGCAAAGCGAGGAAGAGACCAGGAUAUGAAAAGUAGGUAUGAGUAGCCCAAUCUUACAGUGUGACGGGGUACCAGACCUAGCCGGAGAGCAGGGCAGGAGAAGUAUUACGUCACCGCCUGGUAGCGGAGACAUGCUAGAAAAAGAUUAAAUAGCGCAAAUAGGACCCAUUGUGUGCUGGCAAACUAGCUAAUGCCAAAAAUGCAAAACAAUUAAAACUAGAUUUGGUGACAGAUGAGGCCCUGUUAGAUGCCAAGUGGCGUGAGAGGCUCUAUCUAUGCGUUGGCGCGAGGGGAUAACGUGGCCACUGAACGUUGUUGCGGGGUGUUGGCCUCUUGGUGACAGUUAAACAUAAGAUAGAAUGGGAGUGACAGGUGAGGCCCUCUCUAUGCCACAAUGCGAGGCGACUAACUAUGAUUUGGCCCGAGGGGUGUAGUACCUCCGAGGAUGAGGAUGAGUGUUUGCCUCGCUGGACCACUAACCUAAGGCAAAGAAGCCAGGGGAAUUACAACUGGUCAGACCGUAUGGAGUAAGAAAAAGGAAGCGAAUAAGCAGCGUAUAUAUGACCCAAUGUGUGCUGGCAUACUAGCUAAUGCCAAAAGGCGAAACAAUUAAAACUAAAUUUGGUGACAGGUGAGGCCCUGCUAGAUGCCAAGCGGCGUGAGAGGCUCUAUCUGUGCGUUGGCGCGAGGGGAUAACGUGGCCACUGAACGUUGUGGCGGGGUGUCGGCCUCUCGGUGACAGUUAAACAUAAGAUAGAAUGGGAGUGACAGGUGAGGCCCUCUCUAUGCCACAAUGCGAGGCGACUAACUAUGAUUUGGCCCGAGGGGUGUGGUACCUCCGAGUAUGAGGAUGGGUUUUGGCCUCACGGGACCACUAAACUAAGGCGAAGAAGCCAGGGGGAAAUCACAACUAGUGGACACCUAGGAAGAGGGGAGGGUAGCGAGUGAGAGAGAGAACGUACCUGAGAAACGAAACUUGGGGGGGUGCAGGAAAAUAAUGUAGCACGAGGAGUAUGGCGGUCCAGCCAAGCAGGGAAACGAAAACACGAAAGAAGAACGCGGGCUUUGCGACGGGACCGAAAAAACGUGGUAUGACACUGUACAAAAAUUUUUGGCGCGAUGCACCGAUCCAAAUAUAAAAUAGCUUAUGACAUGAAAAAAGUAAAUUGCAUAUAGAAAACAUCAGCACCCGGCUGUACACAUUCUCAGCAAUCUGUCUGCAUGGGUCUACAGAGAUAUCACUUCACAGUGUAAUUUGAACACCCACCAUACUUGGCUGGUCGCCAAAUCUGAGCACUAAUAGCUAAGUACUAAGAUGUAGGUUAAAUUUUUUUUUUUUUAUAUAUAGUGUUCCUGGGACACAAAAUGGAGUGUCAAACGACGCCCUACUGGGGAUCAUAUCAUUUCAACCAUAAAAAGAGCUCCCAUCAAACUUGCAAUGGAUAAACACUAAUACCAGUGCCCGGGUAAAAAAAAAAAAAAACGUAAUUAGAAUGAGAAGUCGUAGUAACAGCUGCUGACACAACAUUGGUAUACUGUGGUAUUUUCCCUGAAUCAGGAACCCACGUCAGCUAUCUCAAACCUAAAAUGGCAACAUUUCGUUAAUUCACCAGAGUUAACUAUUUAGCGAAUAACUCCCCAUUUACUUAUUUGUGUGAAAAAGGUAACAUAUGUGGUCAUAUUGAGACUGCGGCUGCCAUCUACUAUAACAGUGGUCUUUUAAGCACUAAUUGCUUAUACCCAGCAUUGUCCAACAAAUAAUUAGGACGUUUAUGUGGUGUCUGAGCCAGAUUACAGAGAAGUUAGAAAAAGUUCCUGUUUUAUUUUAUUUAUUAUUAUUAUUAUUAAUAAUCUUUUUAAGGCAUUCAUAAAAGAAAAACAGGUAACACAAAACUGGGGAACUAUUUCAAGGUAGAGCAGUGUCCAAGGAAGCCACAAUAAUGGUACUGCUGAUCGCUUAAAACUGUUCCAAUAGGUUCAUGAACCACCACAUGUCUAUAAAAAGUUAGCACUAAAAAAAAAAAAAAAAAAAAGGACCAGGCAUGUUAUUCAAUCGUGUGAGCAGAGAAAAACAAAACGGCUGUAGCUGAAGGGAUUAAACUGAGGGACAGAGAUCCCUCCAUGAUUACACCAUGUAAGAAAUCAUCUCUGGCUGCCCUGUAUGGAGUCACCACACACCGCGGUUGACAACAUGACCAUAUGAAAACAAAAACUGUACGAAAGCCCUAUCCGGCCAUAGGGCUUUUGUGCAGAAAAUCAAAUGAAGCCUAUAUAGGCGAACCCUAUAUAGCCACGAAAACCCCAGGAAACAGACGAAUGUGAAACCAUGCGAGCAACAGGAAUGCGGGAAAGAAACUCCCGAACAGUGAGGCCAAUACGUUCGGGAGUUUGGAAAGAAAACUAAGAGAGGAAACGAAUAAACACACGAAAGGAGCAGAGGGAGGAACUGCAUGGGAACUGCGACCGUGGCGUGACGGUAGGGUAAGUAACUCACGAAUCAGAAGACUUGUCGUGGACGGACAGCCGACCGGAGCAGAGCCCAGAAAGGACCGCGGCGGAACAGCAGGCCAGGUAAGGAAAACACACAAGGGGGCCAGGCAAGGGAGGAGAUGGCACCGGAAAUAGCGACAUAUGAGUCGCUAGAGCACGUACGGGACGGAGGAAAGUGAGUAGUGGGUUUAUAUAGGGUAACAUACUCCCACAACUGCAGGCCAAGCCUUCGCAUUUGUAAACAGUUGUAACCAUCUUGCCUGUUUUAACCUAAAAUGUGCAAUUCUCUGGUCCGUUCUCCUUGGUUUUCUGUUUGGUAAAUGAUCCUGCUUGUGAUUAUAAAUAGAAGUGUAAAUUAAUGUGCCUAUUCCUGUUUUCCAGCAUAGAGGCCUUAAAGAAGAGAAUAACUCCUAUGAUUCUUCCAGCAUCGCUCAGCUUCUCAGUGUGAAAGACCGAGAGGAGCAUCUGAGCAAUGAGGUCAAGCGGUACCAAGAACUCUUACAACUGGAGAAGAUCCAAUUCAAGGACACAAUGGAACAGGUGAUUACACAAUACGACACCAGGAUACUGACACUGGGUUAAAGGAUUUAUGUACAGCUUCAUUUGUAUUGACAGUGUCUACUGUAGAUAAGAUGCAAAUCAUAUAUAAUUCAAUAAAAAUGUCAUCAUUGUGUGGAAAUUAAACAAUUUGUAAAUGUAUUUUAACACCACUUAUUCCCAGUUUGAAAUUUUAUGCUGAAAGUUUUAUAGUAAUCUUGUUUUAAAGACACAUAUUCAUGAAACUGAAUAUAAUGUUGUCCCAGCUUUGAUCAUGGCCAGUUUAAAAUAUUUAUAUUUUUAGGCCUGCAUUUAGUAAAAUAGAAUCUGCAAUUUUCAGUCUACUUUAUAUCGAGUUCAGCCCUGAACUAUGCAUUUUUCUAAGCAUCCCAUAUCAAUUUGCAUCAAAAAAGUCUGCUACAUUUGUCUGUUUUUUCUUAACAAGUACAGCCCACUUCAUGUAGAUCCAGCUACACCUUCCAUAUCAACACAUCACUCCCUCACUAUAUUCCUUACUCCAUCCCCUAUAUGAUUAAGGGAUUCUGGUUUGAAAAUGUUAGCAUUAAGAGAGCUGGUGGGUAUGGAUGCAAAAUUCACAUUUACACCCAGUCUCUGUCUCACAUUCACUGAGUGAGAGUCAGACAGACUUGCAUGGCUCUUUGAACACUGUAUGCUACAGUGAUCUAGGCCCGCUGUACAUUUAUUAUUCCACAUUUCUUGAAGAGUUGUUUCUGUACAAACACAGCACUGCAUUAAAGGACCACUAUAGGCACCCAGACCACUUCAGCUUAAUGAAGUGGUCUGGGUGCCAGGUCCAGCUAGGGUUAACCCUUUUUUUUAUAAACAUAGCAGUUUCAGAGAAACUGCUAUGUUUAUAAAUGGGUUAAUCCAGCCUCCAUUGGCUGUCUCUUGACAGCCGCUAGAGGCGCUUGCGUGCUUCUCACUGUGAAAAUCACAUUGAGAAGACGCCAGCGUCCAUAGGAAAGCCUCGUGAAUGCUUUCCUAUGGACUGGCUGAAUGCCCAUUCAGCCGAAGAGGAGGAGAAGGGGGCACCCUCAGGGCACUUUAGUGCCAGGAAAACGAGUAUGUUUUCCUGGCACUAUAGUGGUCCUUUAAACAAAUACAAGAAACACAUGCAAAUAGCCCACAUGAAAUAUGGGAGACUCAUGAGCUCAUUGUAUGUCAAUGGAUGGAACAGUAAAAGAGAGGCUGAUGUGGUUUGUACAUCCAUUGUGCAGUGUAAGUUGAUUACUAAUUACAGCAAGAUUGAAGAUAGAAGGGUACAUUAAUAAAUAUUGGUUCAGGGGAGGGUAUAAAGGGUAUAGAAAAAAUCCAUAGCAAUAUGAUACAGAAAUGGGAAAAUGGGUACGUUGCAGGAAUGAAUAACAAAAUAAAUGAGCAAAAUUAAAAAAUAAGAGGAGGAAAAUGAUAAAACAGGACCUAUAGAACUGAUAGUAUAGGGGAGGAAAUUGAGAGCGUGAAUCAUCUGUUCUACUUACCUUGUGGUCACUCAAACAUAUUUUACACAGGUGGCAAGGUGGCAUUUUCUAGCUUUCUACUCGCGGUACAGUUAACACAUUUAUGAGAAAUAGCUUUAUUAGCUAAUUCACUAGCUGUUCCAAAGAUCUCACUAUAAAUAGAUUAGUAAGGGCUGUCCGUUAGUGGAUUGUUGUGGUCAACUUUCAUGUAUUCUGUGUGCUGAGCGCUAAAGCACCAGACAUAUAUAAACAAGGGAAAGCAUAAUAUACCUCUAAUUACCUGCAGUCUCUUAGUAGAUUCUUACAUUUUGGAAGGAAAUUACAGAAUCUAAUUUGAUGGAGUUUUUUUUUCCCCUUUUACCAUAUGAGUAUUUUAUUAAUAUGAAUAGCUGUGCAGACUGUUUUAAAAUGUCUAUUUUUCUUGUUAUCUUCUCUAAUUCCAUAAGGGCCUGUGAUGAAUUGGCAUGUUACAAAAAAGGACCCCAAGGACCAGUGACGUACCAACACACCACAGUAAACAACUAUAGUGUCCAUCUGUGUUUGCAGUCUCAGGGGAAAUGGCUCAUCUUAACUGUUACAGGACUGGAGCAGUUAUGAUCUGUCCCUUAAUUGACAUUUUCCAGCAUGCAAUCUCUUUGAGCUUGUAUCAUAUGCAUGAAAUACUACACAUACUGAUCACCAGUGAGAGGUAGCUUUGGAGGUAGCUCCUUUCCUCUAGUGUCCUUAAACCCCACUUCCUUUCAAAAUGCACUUAAUCCAUUGAUGAUUAUUUUAUACAAUAAUCAAUUUAAUUCCUUAGGUCUAAUUACUAAAUUUAAUCCCCCAUCCAAUAUUCUCAAUUCCUAACCUUCUAAACAUAAUAUACAUUGGCCAAAGAACCCUCCAAGACUGGUUCUCAUUCAAUUACCUGAAGUGUGAGUGUGACUUGGGGCUAAGUAUAAACAUCAGUCAUCCAUGUCCAUAAUGUCCCUAAGCCCUAGCAAAAAAAAAAUAACUCUUGAUAAUUGUAGUGUACAGUGAUCAAAGAGUCCUGCAAGACUAUCUGACUCUUAUUCAGUGACUGGGUGUAAAUGUGGACAUUGCCUCCAUAACCACCAGCUCCCCUAAUGCUACCAUUUUUAAACCAGAAUCCCUUAAUCAUUAUACUAUACUUUAAAAUGCUUUGGAAAGUUGUAGUUGUAAAAUAGUGCUAAAAAUGUAAUUACCUUUAUUAUAUGUGACAUGUAAUAUUGCCUAGACAUAUGAGAUUUUUCCAAAAUGAAGACACUUGAGUGAAUGCGAUAAAGGUUUAUUCUAACCACCUUCUGGUUUUAGAAGUGGUUAUGGUGGUAGGAGUCUGUAUGUGCAGUGUUUCUGCUUAAAACACUGCACAUCCAGAGAUAUUUGGACUUGUGUCCUGUGGGCUAGUUACAGUCCUUGCACAGGCAAUAUUAAUUCUGUACAAAUAAUACAUCUGUAAUCAGCAUGCACUGUGUGUUGGCAACAGACGUGGUCAGCAUGGUAAAGCUUGUUUCUUCCACACUACUUCCCUUUAUCAUAGCAGUCCCUCCCAGUCCUCCCUACCUCCUUUAGAUUUUUUUUUUUUUUUUUUUUAUAUUAGUACAGCCCUCCCCAUCCAUUCCCUUCCUUUAUAUGCUUUCUGAGCCAGUGACAGUGGUCCAAUAAAAUGCUUCUCUUUGUGAAUGGGGCAUAACGAGGAGCGCUGGGAGCUUCACCGGUGCUGUAUUUCAGGUAAGUUUAAAACCUGAAUUUUAAAGAGGGAGGGGCUAAUGAGCAAUGUCCAGUAGAUCAUUCUAAAUUUAAUGAAAGGUUCUUCAAAAAGGGUUGGAUUAACUUUCAAAUGAUACAUUUUUGGUUGAUAUCCUAUUAGUGUAAACAUGAUUAUAGACAAAACAAUGUAAAACACCCAUUUUAUUAAAUAUUCCUGUUUGUUUUUCAUUUUAUGUUUAAUAAAGUGUUGUGUAUUUACAAUAAUGUUUCAAAGAAAGUCCAAUAUGACCUUUAAAAGGCAAUAUAUGGUAAAUGAAGGUGCACUUAAUAGUUCUAUGGUUGGAAUAACACUUCUCAAAUUCCAAAAAUUGCUCAUGUCCUACAGUGAAAAUUAGUCCCGGUAUUUAAUAGCUUAAAAUAGUGGUCAAUCAAAUCUCACUUGUUUGCUUCACUUUUUAAAUCUAUUGUAUUACUUUUUAUAUGGACACAAGGAGCACACUUCCAUUGUUGUUGUAUUUGUCAUACAUAUAGAAUGCUAUUUUGUAAUUGUUUUCCCCUAGAUUUACAUCCUUCAAAGUGGAAAGAAACUACAGGAUUUAAGUGUAGCUACUAUUGGUAGUCGUAUCGCUGAACUACAAGCAUUAUUGGCCAAAGAACAUCAACUCAACACUGAACUGAGAAGAGACAAAGGUUUACUGGUUGACCAUGCAAGUAAUUUGCAAACUCAGGUAAAACAUUAAAGGGACACUAUAGUCACCCAAACAACUACAGCUUAAUGUAGUUAUAAUCAUUGCCUUCAGGCAUUUUCGUACAAACACUGCUUUUUCAGUGAAAAUGCAGUGUUUACAUUCCCCCCUAGGAACACCUCCAAGUAGCCACUCCUCAGAUGGCACAGUAGGCAGCACUGCCGUUCAGCAUCAUAGAGAUGCAUUGAUACAGUGCAACUCUAUGAGGAGGUGCUGAUUGGCUAAAACUGUGUUUGGCCCCACCCCCAUCCUGCCUCCUUGAUGAUUUCAGACGAUUGGCUACAAUUUGGCAAUUCUGAUGUCACCAAGGAGGCGGAUCGGGGGCGAACCAGUGUCAGUGGACCCGCGCAGCGCUGGAAAUAAGGUGAGUUUUCAUCUUUUCUAAGGGGGCUGGGGGAGGACAAGCCACCUAAAUGGUGGAUUAAACACUAUAGGGUCAGGAAUAUAUGUUUGUGUUCCUGACCCUAUAGUGUUCCUUUAAUUAGUGUUUAAUGAUUACAUAUUUCAUUUUACUUAUUAUUUCAACAAUACAUUCUACCUCAUCCUGCCAGUGUAGUAUGGCUUAAAAAUAAUCUAACAGAGAAUUUAUUGCAGGAUUUCCAGCUGCCAAAACCACAGCUAAAAAUCCAGUAUUAAAAUACUCCUGGUAUAUCAUGCCCUAUGGAGUAAUAUAUAUGCACAAUGAUGUGGUAAAAUGAUACAUACAAUUCUUAAAUUAAGCACUUAAAUAGUUCUGGAAAUGUAACAAGAAUUGCGUAGCUCAUUUAAAGUGAUUGCAGUAAGACUGUUGACCAGCAGGUGGUACUCCAUCAUUUCUUCUGUUGCAUUCUCAGUUAAAGGCACAGUGGUGCUCUUACUUCAGGCACAAUACAAUGCAACUUUCAUCUGUUUUUAUCUACAGGCUAGUCUUCGAAUAGGAAUGCAUGCGUAGCAAGCAAGUCCUACAUCUAUAUGUUAAUGUAUCCAUGUGUUACUGGAGUUUGUUUGAGUCUACUAAUACUGUAUGUUAUAAAUCUGUAAAUACAAUUGGCUGUAACUGCAUUGUGGUGAAAAUUACAGAUAAUCAGUUUACCUGUUUUCUCAAAUGAGUUGUGUAUGUUUAAAGGGAAAGUGCUUGGAUUAAUUAAUGCAAAUGUAAUUAGCAAUAAGCACAGAAAUUCAAACCUCCAACUUCUUUUUUUUUUUUUCUGUGCCUUAUAGAUGUUUUCCAUGUGAUGCUUUAUACUACGAUCAUUACUCUUGUCAAAUUUACUUAUCACUAACAGUUGUUAAGCCAAAGUAAGCAGAUUGAAAGUUGGCUGAGCUGCAUAUCACAUAUGGUUCACAGACAGAACCUUAGCCAUCACGGAUGAUAGUGAAAAUUGAUAUUUCUAUGCACUUUAAGAACUUUGUGAAUCUAUUUCCCAUGUUACCACAUAAAGGGAUUAUUUUGUUCUGAAAUUAAAAGUGGAUGAUUAGUUAAAGGGAAACCGCAAGUACAAUACUCACUUAUGCUUACUGUUUUUCUGAUAUGGUGCAAGUUUCUCUUUGUUUGACACAAUUCCAUAGCAAGAUAAAAAUUAAAGAAGAUCCUAGACAGGGUACGUUGUUUUACAGUUUUCCCCCUACAUUGGCAGUUGUCCAGAAACCAAAGUAAUUUCCCUAAUGUUCACCUCAUUCUAUAGUCUAACUUAUUCACCUAGCAAAGUUAUUUGCCCUCCAGCUCAUGUGACACACCUAGUCAUGUCACUUAUACCUAUCACUUUGUAAUUUUCUCCAUUUCACCUCUUAUAUGAUGACUCCCCUUCAUCUAAAUAAUGCUUGCAGGAUUAACUUCCUAUAACUUCCUUGCAGGAUUAACUUCCUAUAAUGCUUGCAGGAUUAAAUUCCUGUAUUUUUGCGUUUUGCUUUGAAAUAAUAUUCUCUUCAAGCUCAAACCCAGCACUGCUGUAGCACUAUCAAAUGUAAAGGGAGAUAUCGAUGAACGGUACCCUGGUGUAUGACAUGUCUGCGCACUGUUCUUAUAGGUCCCUUAACACAACAUCAGCUGGGCCCUGGGAAAUUGACAUGGGCUUGAUAUACGAAGAACAUGGCAUGGUGGACAUGUGAUCAGAGGAAACAUUAAUAAUGACUUGCAACAAGUGUUACGUGGCACAGGUAGAAAGAAAUACUGGGGGAAAUAAACUCAAUGAGUGUGGCAAGUUAAUAAGAUAGGGUGAAAGAGAAAUGGAAACAAUUUGAACUGAGGCGGUAUAAAAGAAUUUGAGAAUGAAGAUGAGAAGGUGAGAACAUGUAGGAUGGAUCAGAAAUAGGAAGCAAUGGAGAAUAGAAUGACGUAUAACUGUCCAGUCCAGUGUAUGGGUGUAUUUCUGCAUAUAUUAUAAGACGGAUUUAUACACCAAAAAUGAUUUGGAGGUGAAGGUGCUGCAGAUUUGCCAAUUGUAGGCUGAAAAUACAGUGUCAAAAGAAAAUCUAAAGCUUUAUUGAAUUCACAAUCUGGUUCCCCAAAUCCCAUCCCUAUCAGCCAGUUGUCACGCUUUAUUUAGCACUGGCAAAUCUGUGCACUGGCCUUUGGGAGGUGCAAGCAGGACACCAGACCUAGGCCAUACACGGCAGAGGCCGCAUAGACAAUGAUAACCAGUAGGUGCCACGCAAGCAGAAACUUCUAGCCCCGCCCAAUGCAUCACAACACAGAGAUAGGUAGUGGAUGCCAUGAGGUGAUAUCAGACCAGAUGCUGCUUGAUUUACUGUGAGCUGAGGGGAGGUUGUGGUGCCAGGUGCUGCUUUCCUAAGUGCAGAUAACAGAAACUGUGUGGAGCACACUUACCUAUUGUUCUAUGUAAGGUUAGGAGAGUAAGACAGUGUGUGUAUUAAAGGAACACUAAAGCAACAAAAAUUGCAGAAUUCAAUUGAAAUUAAAGAAUAAUAUAAAUUAACCUGGUUACACCACUGGCUUUCAAUCCCACAACAUGUCCUGUUACUUGCUGGUUGUUUGGCUCUGUGGAAUUACUCAAGAGUAACUCAAGAGGCAGACAAUUGCAAAGCAGGUGCUCUGUGCUAAGACUUCUUAUUGAGCUACAUUGGGGAGCCUGUGAUUGGCUGGUCCCAGAAAGUCUGGGUGGGGUUAGAAGGGGAAGGCUUGCAAAGGUUUUGUAAGUCAUUUUUAGAUAUACCUACAAUGAAAAAAUGCAUGUAUGUUCUUAUUGGGGUACAGAUACUAAAUAGUAAUAUUAUUGUUUAUUUAUUUCCUAUGGGCAGUGUAGUGUUUGUGAAUGUUAGUGCCAGGGUUAUUAACUAGAGUGAGAAUUGCUGUGAAUUCAACAUGAAUUCGAAAUCCAAGGUCAAAAUACCCAAAUUGAAAACAGAAUUGACUUGCAUAAUGUUUCUAAUUCAGCAAUUUUGGCCUACAUUUUUAAAUUUAAAUUGAAUUCACAGCAAUUCUCACUUUGGUAAAUAGCUGUGUGUUUCUAUAAAUAUUUUUUACAGUGUACUUGAAUGCAUGUUAGUGUGUUCAUAGACGAGUGCUAGUGAGUACUGCAUGAGUGUUAGUAUGCAUCUACGUAAGUAUAUUAGGAAAUAUUUGGUUUGCUUGAGUGUGUCUGUGUAGCAGUGUUAGUGUGUUAUAGUCUGUGUGUGUUCUAGUGUGUGUUUGUGUUGCUAAUUAGGUAAGUGUUUGGAAAAUUCUUCAUGGAUAAUUCUAUAUGUAUGUGUCAAUUUAGGUGUUUGAAAGUGGCUAAUUAAAGAUGUGUUACUAAUUAUGUGUGUGCUUGUGUAGACAAAGGGUGUCUCAAGCAGUAUCUCAUAGAUUGUAAGUGUCCCGCAAUAUUGUUGUUAAAUUAUUACAGCAUUUUUUUUCUGGCAUAGAAGACUGACAGCUAUCACAGUUGUAUUACUGUUUGUCUGUCAGUUGAUCUCACCUUCUUGUUGUCGGUGUCUGGCGCAUUACUGCUGUUUGUUGGUUGUUUGAUAGUUAGUGAGAAACAUGCUAUGUGGUUUUGGCAGGUAUUACUUGCGAGUUACAGUUCUUUUUCUGUAAUACGAUGGUUCAGUUGUUGCAGUAGUUAUAUGUGGAUUGUGUUUUAACGUAAAGAGUGACAUGAAUCACCAAGUUGCUGAAAGCUCAAAGCGCUGAAUCAGUGCUAGACUGGUAUAACGGGUUUAUAUUUGAACACAUGGUCAAACUUUAUGAUCCCUCAUAGAAAUCCUCAUAUUCUCUAAAAAUCUCUUUUAUUUAUAAAGAGUUUAUCCAUAACCGUAUAACUAGAGUAUUGUUAUUACUUACGUGUUAAUAUGUAAUUAUUUACAAAGAAAGAAUAUUGUCAUCAAUAUUAAUUAUAUGUUCAGCUUUGGUUACAUAGAGAGAAAACUGGGGUUUAUAUUCUAAAUUAUAUUUUUUGGGUAAAUUAAAAAAUAAAUUGUAAACUUUAGACCUACUCUUAAAAAAAAAAAAAAAAAAAAAAAGAUGGGUUGCAACAUUUUUUCCUCCCCUCUAAUUACACCAAUUCCACAGGAGGUUUAACUCUGAGAAUGCAUAGAAGGCAAUUUAUACUUUGUAUCUAGUGCUGACUUCAAUUUAAUUGAGCACUCUAGCUACAUUGUCAAUGAUCUGUGUGACUAUAUACUUUACAGAUAUAUUUUUCUUUCCUACCUGUAUGAAUGUUAACAUUAGUUUGGAAUGUUGCUAUUGUACUAGGAGAGUUAUAGCAUUAGCAACUUAGUAGUUUUUCACAUUAGAUCAUUUAUUUGUAGCAAGGUUGUAUGUCUGAGUGGGUUUUCUCCCCCCUUUUUUUGAUUUUUGCAUCCACCUCUAAGUUCUUCUUUUUCUAUGAGGGGAUUUAACAAGUUGGAUUAUAUAACCCACCCAGAGGCAUUUUCACCUCUCCAUAUUGAUCUUAAUAUAUUUUUUGUCUUUUUAUUUCUUUUUAAAUAGUAAUCAUUAAAAGUUAAAUUUUAGCUAUACAUAUUAUCAUAGCAAUCAAUUAGGGGGCGCCCUUUUUCCAUUGACCACUCUGGUCUUUCUUUUCUUUACAGUCUCAAAUUCAUCUAUUAUUUUGAGCUGCACUUUGUAAUCUUUUAAUUCAAGAGUUUUUUUAAAAGUUUUUUUAAAGUCUUGUGAAAGUAACUAAAGUAUGUUCUGUGUCUUCGAUGGCAUGAGAUUAUGAGAUGCUGCAAACUACAGAAUAGACAUUGGUCAAUGUGUCAUUGUCUUGGCCUGUUAUAGUGCAUGUGGACCACUGGGGAGAGGUGAGCUAUGACGCCUACAAAAUCCAAAAUUGCUGGACUGUAAAGCGUUGUUUAAAUAGUCCGAUCAGAAAUAAUUUGCUUGUACUUUACGUUGCUUAGGAUCAAUGUAUCAAACCUAUAGCAGCUGGCUGACUGGCAAGUACUCUCUUGGAGGCUGUAUUAUAUCUGUUUAAUUCAUUAUCAUUCACAAUUUAAAUACAUAUUGAACAGAUCUAUACAUACUUCUGAAAAAUAUAUGAGGAAACACUGCCUAAGGCAGAUUUUGCAUUCAGGGAUGCUAUUUGUAUAAUGAUGAGAGUAUGUUUCUGAUAAUAAUAGUCAUAUAUUUUCUGUUAAGAUGUUGAACAAGGAUGCUGAGCUGCGUCACAUUUCAUCAAGGAUUGAAGAUCUUGACUCACGAAUGUCCUUUGUGAAGACAGAUCAAGCAUUACAUAGAUCUCUGCAAUCAGAAAGGUGGAAGGAGAUCUCCAGCAUUGCAGACUCUAUAACCAAGUUGAACUGGCCAUUAGAUGGGCCAUCUCCCUCUUUUGAAAAGUUAUAGUACCUCCUAUGUCGCAAUGCUAACUUUCAAAUUCCUACUAAUUGUUUGUCUUAAUAGGUAGAAGAUUAAAAUGCUCAUAUUUAGUCUGUAACCCAUUGCUCUCACUGUUGCAAUAAAA